UUCCCCAGGCUCAUGUCUGAGGAGUGCGGGCGGCCCGCAGCCCUGGCGGCCGGGAGGACACGGAAAAGCGCCGGGGAAGGGGGCCUGGUGAGCCCCGAGGGCGCGGGCGACGAAGACUCGUGCCCGUCCUCCGCCCCGCUGUCGCCGUCCUCGUCGCCUCGGUCCAUGGCCUCGGCGUCCGGUUGCCCCCCGGCCAAGUGCGUAUGCAGCAGCUGCGGCCUGGAGAUCGUGGACAAGUACCUGCUCAAGGUGAACGACCUGUGCUGGCACGUGCGGUGCCUCUCCUGCAGCGUCUGCAGGACCUCCUUGGGCAGGCACACCAGCUGCUACAUCAAAGACAAGGACAUCUUCUGCAAACUGGAUUACUUCAGAAGAUACGGGACCCGCUGCUCCCGCUGCGGCAGGCACAUCCACUCGACGGACUGGGUCCGGAGGGCCAAAGGCAACGUCUACCACCUGGCCUGCUUCGCCUGCUUCUCCUGCAAACGGCAGCUGUCCACCGGCGAGGAGUUUGCUUUGGUGGAAGAGAAAGUCCUCUGCCGGGUGCACUACGACUGCAUGAUGGACAACUUGAAGAGAGAAGUGGAGAACGGGAAUGGGAUCAGCGUGGAAGGCGCGCUGCUCACCGACCAGGACGUCAAUCACCCCAAACCGGCCAAAAGGGCUCGGACCAGCUUUACUGCCGAUCAGCUCCAGGUUAUGCAAGCCCAGUUUGCUCAGGACAACAAUCCCGAUGCCCAGACGCUCCAGAAACUGGCAGAGAGGACGGGCUUGAGCAGACGAGUGAUCCAGGUCUGGUUCCAGAACUGCCGGGCGCGCCACAAGAAGCACGUCAGUCCCAACCACUCCUCCACGGCUCCGGUGACGGCGGUGCAGCCUUCGCGGCUGUCCCCCCCCAUGCUGGAAGAAAUGGCGUACUCGGCGUACGUGCCGCAGGACGGGACGAUGCUCACGGCCCUCCACAGCUACAUGGACGAACGGGGGGCCCUCAGCCCCCCCACACUGCGCUUCAGGAUAAAGGAUGACAAAGGGGGGGCUCGCAUUAAAGAAGCGAAGCCUGGGGCCCCAGAGGAAGCAGCCAUCUCGGGCCCUUUGUCCCCCGCCCUUAAGCCAAGUUCUCUCCAGCUGGGCGGAGUUAGUUCAGGGCCGCCGCGCCGGGAGCCCCCUCGGAGGGAGACACGCCUGAAGCACGUCCACUUCGGGAUGCUCCAGAGGGGCCCAGGGGGUCCCCGAGAGGCAGCUACCACCGGGCUCUCCGAUCCCGCCGUUAAGAAAUUCAGUUGCACCGAAGAGAAAUUGCAGAAGGAAAGCCGGAAAACCAGCACCGGCGAGCAGCAGCCAGGACGCGGCCAGCCUUACAAAGGAGCAGGAGAAGUUCUUACCGGCUUACUGAGCGGAGCCAGAAGGGGGCAGCCAGCGGAGACCAAAGAGAUAGGAGUGAAUGGCCUCACGAUGGAGUGGCCAGAGGCCGAGGGUCCCAAGCCAAGCCGGGUCAGGCGAGCAGCCCUGAAGUGA
Molecule: messenger RNA, 1515 nt
Organism: Gracilinanus agilis (Agile Gracile Mouse Opossum)
Lineage: Eukaryota; Metazoa; Chordata; Mammalia; Didelphimorphia; Didelphidae
Gene: LHX8
Product: LIM homeobox 8
Exons: 9
Coding region: 13-1515 (500 amino acids)
Biological process (GO): neuron differentiation; forebrain neuron development; regulation of transcription by RNA polymerase II
Cellular component (GO): nucleus
Molecular function (GO): DNA-binding transcription factor activity, RNA polymerase II-specific; RNA polymerase II transcription regulatory region sequence-specific DNA binding
Source: RefSeq, a predicted model, not a curated record